Molecule: messenger RNA, 1713 nt
Organism: Aspergillus luchuensis
Lineage: Eukaryota; Fungi; Ascomycota; Eurotiomycetes; Eurotiales; Aspergillaceae
Product: putative general amino acid permease (Agp2)
Exons: 6
Coding region: 1-1713 (570 amino acids)
Biological process (GO): amino acid transmembrane transport
Cellular component (GO): membrane
Molecular function (GO): amino acid transmembrane transporter activity
Source: RefSeq, a predicted model, not a curated record
AUGGCUUUUACAUCUGCCAUACAGACCGGGAGGCAUUCCCCCACAAUCAGCCCUCAUGGACUAGGCGAAGAGCGUAAAGAAGCCGCCAUGGACCGCUCUGAGAAGGAUGCUGUCGUUCGUGACAGUGAAGAAGUACUCGAAGAUGACUCCAAGAAGCUUGCCUACGAUCAUACGCACCGCAAGCUGAAGCCCAGACAUAUCCAGCUCAUCGGUAUCGGUGGCACAGUCGGGACCGUUUUGUACGUCCAGAUUGGUAAGGCACUGAUAGAAGGUGGUCCCGCCAGUCUCUUCCUCGCAUUUAUUAUCUGGUCCGCUGUCAUUCUAUGUAUAACUGUUUGCUUGGCUGAGAUGGUCACAUAUUUGCCCAUCUCCUCGCCCUUUAUCCGCUUUGCAACUCGAUAUGUUGACGAGGCCUUUGGCGUUGCUGCCGGUUACAACUUCUUCAUCUUUCAAGCCGCGAUGGUGCCAUUUGAAGUUACAGCGUGUAACUUGAUUAUCACUUACUGGAGCGAUGCAGUCCCUGUCGCCGCAAUUAUUGUAAUUGUGCUUGUGCUCUUCGGGCUACUCAACAUCUUUGCAGUGAAGUGGUAUGGCGAAGCCGAAUUCUGGCUUUCCUUGAGCAAGGUCUUGCUUAGUGUGGGCCUGAUCUUCUUCACAUUCAUUGUGAUGCUCGGAGGCAACCCUCUUGGCGAUCGCUUUGGAUUCCGUUACUGGAAGAACCCCGGGGCUUUUGCCGAAUACUACAAGACCGGAGAUCUAGGCCGAUGGCUCGGGUUCCUUGCUUGCCUCAUCCAAGCCAGUUUCACGAUCGCCGGUCCUGACUACGUCUCCAUGGCUGCCGGCGAAGCAGUCAACCCCCGCAAAAUCUUGCCCAAAGCGUACAAUGGCAUCUUCUAUCGACUCACCACCUUUUUUGUUCUCGGUGUGCUUUGCAUCGGUAUCUUGGUUCCCUACAAUGAUCCCGACCUGGCUGCUGCAUAUGAGCAAGACCUGCCUGGUGCAGCUGCAUCACCGUAUGUUGUCGCCAUGGAUCGGCUGAAAAUCCCCAUUCUGCCACACAUCGUCAAUGCCAUGGUCCUCCUCGCUGCUUUCAGUGCCGGAAAUAGUUACGUCUACUGCGCCAGCAGAAGUCUGUACGGUCUUGCCCUGGAUGGCAAGGCGCCGCGCAUUCUCACGAAAUGUACAAAAACUGGUGUGCCAAUAUACUGCGUCUUGAUUGUGUUCGUAUUUGCACUGUUGGCUUUCCUACAGGUCUCUAAUGGUUCGGCGGUUGUUCUGAAUUGGUUUGUAAAUCUUGUCACUGCAUCCCAAUUGAUCAACUUUACCGUCAUUACCUUCACCUACACCCGGUUCAGGAAAGCCCUCAUGGCACAGGGUGUCCCUCGCGCAUCCCUCCCCUAUCAGAGCCGAGGCCAGCCCUAUGUCGCGUACAUUGCCCUGGUCUCUACUUUUGUCAUGACCUUCGUGGGCGGCUACACGGUCUUCCUACCCGGCAACUGGGAUAUCCCGACUUUCUUCUUCUCGUAUACCAUGAUCGGGGUGUUUCCUGUUAUAUACGUGGGAUGGAAACUCUGGCAUCGUACAAAGUUCCUGAGUCCUAAGGAAGUUGAUAUCGUUACUGGAGUAGAAGAAGUGGAAGUUUAUACAGGGAAUUAUGUUGAGGAACCAUCGAGUAACGCGUUCACGAGAUUCAACGAUAUGGUUUUCGGUUAG